This is a messenger RNA of Thamnophis elegans (Western terrestrial garter snake), 2188 nucleotides long. It is a transcript of the gene SARS2, whose product is annotated as seryl-tRNA synthetase 2, mitochondrial. Gene Ontology annotation, biological process: mitochondrial seryl-tRNA aminoacylation. Gene Ontology annotation, cellular component: mitochondrion. The coding region runs from base 8 to 1561 and encodes 517 amino acids. Gene Ontology annotation, molecular function: tRNA binding; serine-tRNA ligase activity; ATP binding. The transcript is spliced from 16 exons. The record is from RefSeq and is a predicted model, not a curated record. NCBI's taxonomy places the organism in Eukaryota, Metazoa, Chordata, Lepidosauria, Squamata, Natricidae.
AACUGUCAUGGCGGCGCCGUUGCGGCUGGGUCGCGGCGUGGGUCCCCUUUGGCGGGCGCUGCAACCGCCGCCGCUCCGCCGGCCGCCGCCUCGGAGGGCCGGUUCCAGCGGAGCCAGGAGCCGCCUGUACGAGCACGCGCGGGAAGGAUGGCUGUCGUGGCCGCGGCUGGACGUGGCCGGGCUGAGCGAGCGGCUGAGCGAGGCCGAGCGGGACGUGGAGGCGCGCAAGGGGCCUCUCAAGGCGCCGGACCUGCGCGAGAUCGUUACUGCUUGGGAGAGGCUGAAUCAGGUUCAAGAGGAGAUUGCAAAAUUCACCGCAGAAAAAGAGAGAGUGAGGACAGAAGUGUACAAUUUUACGCAAAGCCAUGAUGAGAGCACUUUACAGUCGCUGCCUGUUUACAACGCCUUGGUGAAAGAGGGGAGGGAAAUCCGUUUUCGCCUUAAAGCCUUGCGUCAGGAGGAAGUUGAGUUGCAAGAGAAAUACUACCCGCCUGCCCUAAAGCUGCCCAACAGGAUUCAUCCUGAUGUGCAAUUUGGAGAGGAGAAUGAACCCAGGAUAGUGGAGAUCAUCGGCGAAAAACCAGAAUUUGAUUUCGAGGUAAAAGGACACCUAGAAGUUGGAGAAAACCUGGAUAUUAUUAGGCAAAGACGCUUAUCACAUAUUUCCGGUUUUCGAUCGUACUACCUCCGCGGGGCGGGAGCUCUGCUUGAGCGAGCCCUGGUCCAGUUUGCUUUCUCCAAGCUGAUCCGAAAGGGUUUCAUUCCCAUGUGCGUCCCAGAUUUGGUUAAAGGAGCCGUGUUUGAAGGCUGUGGCAUGUUACCUGAAGUCCACUCCUCGCUGGUGUAUAGCAUAGACCCUUCCCGGUUCGAGGAUCUGAACUUGGCGGGAACAUCUGAAGUCGGCAUUGCAGGUUAUUUUGCAGACCACGCAGUAGCUUUGAAGGACAUGCCCGUCAGGAUUGUGUGUUCCAGCACCUGCUACCGAGCAGAAACUGAAAAGGGGAAAGAACCAUGGGGUCUCUAUCGGGUGCAUCAGUUCACCAAGGUGGAAAUGUUUGGGGUCACCGCCAACGAGACAGGCCUCGAAAGCAGUGCCUUGAUGGAGGAAUUUCUCACCCUGCAGAAAGAGAUUUUCCUGGAGCUGGGAUUGCACUACAAAGUUCUGGAUAUGCCCCCGCACGAACUGGGCCUGUCUGCCUUCAGGAAAUUUGACAUUGAGGCCUGGAUGCCUGGACGGAAUCAGUAUGGAGAGAUCUCGAGCGUCUCUAAUUGCACCGAUUUCCAGUCGCGGCGGUUGAACAUCAUGUAUCACGACGAGAAAGAGCAGCUCAGCUUUGCACAUACUGUUAACGGAACCGCUUGUGCCAUUCCCCGGAUGCUCAUUGCCAUCCUGGAAUCCAACCAACUCAAGGACGGCAGCGUUCGGAUCCCGGCGGUCCUGCAGCCUCUGAUGGGCGCGGAGAUCAUCCACAAACCCAGCCACCCGCUGCUAAAAUACAUCGGUCCCAAUCGGGCCAAGAGAGGGAAGAAUCCAAUCCCCGGGAAGCCCUGGAAAUCUUAAGAGCCUCCGUUAGGGGCCGGAAUGCCGCCGCGAAACGGGGCAGCCCCUCCUGAACAGCCAACGUGCCACUUCUACCUCCAAUUGGCGGCUGGAGAGGGCUACGAUAACGGCGCAUUGCAUCGGCUUUCCCUGCAGAAGUCACAAAUGAGGAAAGGCAUUCGCUUAGUGCCGUUGUAUUUCAGGGUAGUGCCCUUCUGAGUGACAUCAGGCCGUAGAGGAGACCCCCCCUGGCGCCUUCUGGAGAUGAUUCACCAACCCAACCAGCGGGGGGGGGCUCUUUCCAACAGAGGCGUCUCUUCAAGGAACUGUCUCUUCUACCCAAGAGGGGGGUCUCGGUAUCCUUUGGCCAGGCCUCGUUCGGUCUUCUCUGAAGGAUGGAUGUGUAUUUUUGAGACUGGGAGGGUCCCUGCGUGGGGAGCAAAAGGGUUAUUUCAGACUCAGAUUUCUUCCUCUGGAAUCCGGCACCCACCCCUCUAAUUCAGUCCUUCACUCCUUCCGUCCCUUGAAAUUUGGGGUUUUGGGAAACAGCUCGCGUCUCAAAUCCCAACGGGCUCACUUGACCAGAAAAGAGAUGGCUGGAAAUAACAUCUGUGGAUAAAUAAAAGAAUGGGGGUGACCUUUUCACUG